Penicillium riverlandense is the source of this 1065-nucleotide messenger RNA. RefSeq lists its product as uncharacterized. Bases 1 to 1065 code for a protein of 354 amino acids. NCBI's taxonomy places the organism in Eukaryota, Fungi, Ascomycota, Eurotiomycetes, Eurotiales, Aspergillaceae. The record is from RefSeq and is a predicted model, not a curated record. The transcript has a single exon.
AUGUGGCCCCCAGUGCCGUGCGGAAACGCUGAGGACCCAGAUGAUACGGCGGCCGCACGAGCGGCCAACGCGCCGCCGCUGCUGCCGGCCAAACGGCCGCGGGCUCUGACACCUCCGCUUCCUUCUGAAGAUGGUGUAGGAGAGGGAGAUGACGAGGGCGGCAGCAGAAAUGGAGGAGAGCAGCAAAGCAGCAGCAGCAGCAGAUACAUGCUGCGAAACCGGCCUGGCCCAAAUAUCACAAAGGCUGCCCGCAAAACUUCGUCUUCGGGCCGUCAGCGCACAGCCGACCAAACGCAGUCUCGGUUGCUUUCGACACUGCCCGCCGAGAUUCGCCGAGCUAUUUGGAGGCACGCCGUGGGCGGGCAGCUACUUCACAUGGCCCGUGUCCCCAACAGACUCGUCGCUCUUGAAUGCGCCCAGCCAAAGGACCUGACCAAGGACCUGGAGACCCUCAGGCAUGACUGCUGGUGCAUGACGAGAAUCGGAGCCCUUCGUGGUACCAUUACACGCGUGUACCGAGCCAAGAACAGUGCCCAGCCCACACGACCUGCCAACCUUCUUCCUCUGCUGCAGACCUGUCGGCUAAUAUACGCUGAAGCAGUGUCAAUGCUAUACCAAGACAACAUCUUUGAUAUUGAUCAUGUGGAUACACUUCUUUACAUGAAAAGAUGUAUACUCCCUCAGCGUCUACAUCAGAUUACAAGACUUAACUACUCUUGGGAUUUCUCUCAACCUGUAUACCCAGAUUCUCCACGCUACAAGACCUGGUGUGAAGCGUGCAAUGUGCUCUCAAGUCUCAGCGGACUACAGGAGCUUACAAUACACCUCACCGGAACUUUCGAGGUAACCUCGGAGUAUUUCGAAAGUAAGUCCUGGGUGCCCCUGCUGGAUGAACUCAAGCAGGUCAAGGCAACCCGGCGAUACGACGUGUAUAUCCCAUGGUCCGAGGAGGAGUGCAGCAGGGCGGCCGCUGAGAAUGACUUCCCUUUCACCUUGGUGUCUCGGCCCCAGAAGCCGCUUAUCCCACGGAAAACUGCCAAGGGCGAGAUCGUUACGCUAUUUUAG